AUGCUGUGGCCAUCGCUGCUGCCCCUGCUGUGUGUAGGGUCCGUGGCUCAGGAGCAAAGAUUCCAGCUGGUGGUGCCCAAGUCAGUGACAGUCGAAGAGGGCUUGUGUGUCCAUGUGCCCUGCAAUGUCUCCUACCCAUCCUAUGGGCCCAAUUUUGGACAUGUCUUUGGCUUCUGGUUCCAGGAAGGGGCCAGAUUACAGGAAGUCCCUCCAGUCGCCACAAAUGACCCCGAACAACUAGUGCAGAAGGCAACACAAGGCCGAUUCCAUCUCCUUGGGGACCCACAGAAACAUGACUGUUCCCUGGUCAUCAGAGAUGCACAGAAAAAGGACACAGGAGUGUACUUCUUCAGAGUAGUUAGAGAGCCUUUCUUGAAAUAUAGCUACAGAGAAAGGAUGUCACUGCAUGUGAUCCCUCUGACACAGACUCCUGAAAUCCUUAUCCAGGGGACCCUGGAGGCUGGCCAUCCUAGCAAGCUGACCUGCUCUGUGCCCUGGGUCUGUGAGCAGGGGACACCCCCCACCUUCUCCUGGGUGUCAGCUGCCCAUAUCUCCUCGAGUCCCAGAAGCACAAAUUCGUCAGUGCUGACCCUCACACCUCAGCCCCAGGACCAUGGUGCCAACCUCACCUGCCUGGUGACCCUCUCUGGAGCAGGUGUCACUGUGGAAAGGACCAUCCAGCUCAAUGUUACCUGGAAAUCAGGUCAGAUGGCAGAGGUGGUGCUGGUGGUUUUGGGGGAGGUGGCUGUCAAGCUCCUGCUUCUUGGGCUCUGUCUCAUAUUUUCUUCACUUGGUGUGAUAUUCUCCAGGAAGAAGACAGCAAGGCUGUCAGUGAGCACGAGCUGUGACGAUCCCAUCAAGGUUAGAUAUGCCCCGCGUUUUUAUAAUCACUGCCCAUCACCAACAACAUAUGUUCCUGUGUCUCCAGGUUGUUCUAUGCCCCUGCUCAUCAGUAAGACUGCAAGGUGCACAGCCACCCUGAGAAGCCAAGACCCCAACAGAAGGACUGACCUUAAGAACAGAGCAGUGUUGCUGGGGCUUUUUGGGGGUCCUGGUUGGGUUUAGGAAUAAAGACAGAAGAUGCCUGCAGAGUAAAAGGCUGUUAGCCUUUUUGCUGGGAGCAGUCCUUCAGGAAGCCAUCUGGACUUGACCUGACUUCCCCGCACGCACCGUGCAGCUCGCUCCACUCUGAGUUCUUGGCCAGCUUCCUUCUCCCUUGCACCAGCAUCACCUCUUUAUUCAUCCAAAGCCUCU
Acomys russatus (golden spiny mouse) is the source of this 1254-nucleotide messenger RNA. RefSeq names its product myeloid cell surface antigen CD33-like. Bases 1 to 1065 code for a protein of 354 amino acids. The transcript is spliced from 7 exons. Lineage: Eukaryota; Metazoa; Chordata; Mammalia; Rodentia; Muridae. Gene Ontology annotation, biological process: cell adhesion. Gene Ontology annotation, molecular function: sialic acid binding. Gene Ontology annotation, cellular component: plasma membrane. The record is from RefSeq and is a predicted model, not a curated record.